GUAGCAUUUCGGUUGUGGAGCAAAAGUCGAAUGCUGAUUUUUCACUUGCAGUGAAAUUUGAUUGAGAACAACAAUAAAAAGAGUGUCAAAUUACAAUAAAUACACAAAGUUUGGUAAACUAUAGUGCGAGAAAAAUAUACUGCAAUUCCAUUUCAUAAGUAUAUUAUCAAUAACGUUAAGAAAACUCCGUGAAAGUGAUCCUAUCUGCGCCGCCUAUAAAACUUUUUUUCCCCCCAACUAUCAAUGCCUAACAAGGUGCUCCAAUUGGAAGGCUCUGUGUGUGCGUGUAAAAAGAACACAACCAAUGUGUUUGCUUGGAUGCAUUAAUAAAGAGUGAAAGUGAUAGCAUAAGCAUAUUUUUACCUUUGACUAGACGUUGCAAAUCUUCAAAAUAAAAUAGCAAAAAAACAUCGUGUUAAAAAAACACACUCACUUAUAACUGUCAAAUAAAUGUCAAAUGCGCGAAUUUGACAUUUUCAACGUUUGCAUUCACCGUCUGAUGUAAAAAACUUUCUGGAAAAAUAAAAAAUUUCCCAACACCAGCAACAACAAAUCAAACGGAAUUUUGUUAAAGUACGAAACUAAUAAUAAAGGCGCAUUCAAACGCAAAUAACCGUGCAUAAAUUAAUUAUAUUUCUGUGAUUGCUAGACGCGUUUAGGCGCUAUACACCUUACACCACAUUAACCAACAUUUUCGGUGUUUCGUCAGGACAGUGCCGUCACCACGCAAAAUGUUAAUAAAUUUAAGAGUAAAAACGCUCGAUGCUCAAACGCAUGACUUUAGUAUUGAUAAUGAGUUGACUAUUCGCGAAUUUAAGGACAAAAUCGCUGAGAAAACCAACAUUUCCGCAGACCAACAGCGUAUCAUUUAUUGUGGUCGUGUUCUUGCCGAUGAGAAACAAUUGAAAGAAUACGAUGUCGAUGGAAAAGUGGUUCACGUGGCUGAGCGUCCACCGCCAUCACAGCGUGGGCCCUCUACUUCCAAUUCAUCUUCAAACGAUACACCCACCACACGUGAACGUACCAACAAUCGCGGAAUGCGGAAUUCUCCUUUGUUUAGAGCACUGGACGGCAUGGUUGUUGGAACCAUGGCAAUACCAAUGAAUCCUGUUCAAAAUAACGGGCAACAGCAGGUAAAUCCAUUUGCUGCUUCUUCGUCAUUUUGUAUGAACCGCAUAACAGUGGCUCGGCAUAUGUUGGACUGUGCAAAUAAUAUUGCCGCCUAUUUGGAAGAUCCGGAGCGGGGUCUUAAUAACACCUCUUUGGAUAUUUUGGCGCGAGGCAGCUGGACCAUGGAAUCCACAGUGGUUGAAGUGGGUUUUACCGCUGCUGAUUUGCCACAAAAUCAAAAUAUUGUCGAAAUGGUACAAGAUGCAGUCUCAGCAGCGUUACGUCGCAACAGCAACACAAACGUAACUGUAGUGCAAUUACCCACAGUCUUUGGUUCCAACGAAGGUGAAGCUGCCACCGCGAAUGGUGCCGAAGGUGUGGCAAAUAUGGAUGCAACUGAGAGUACUGCUGCUGUUGAUGCGGAUGUGGAUGCUGAUGGCGAUGCCGACGCUGCUGCUGCUGUUAUUAUAGAAGAUGUUAUUGAUGAUGCUUACGAAGGAGUUGCUGCUAAUCUUAGCCUUGCUUCCGACACUACUGGCACUAGCUCUACUAAUAAUACCACAUCAUCUACUAACACAACAUCUGAUGCAUCCACAACAGACAUCUCGAGUGCAUCAACAACAACAGGUACAAACACGGAGGAGAAUCCUUCUCGUCGCCGCACCAAUACACGAGUUUUGGCGGAAGUGGUGGAACAAAUGCGCACUGUACAGACACGUCUCAAUCCUUUCAUACAGCAAUUCUACGAAUUGUUAAAUAAUGAUCCAACAUACGAGGAAGAGAAUACAACCGAUCGCGAUAAUGCACAGCGGCUUUACAAUCGCGUUUCCGAGGCGCUACACUAUAUGUCGCAUGCCCAGCAUGCCAUAUCCGAUUUGAUGUUGGACGUUUCACAGCCAGCACCGCGUUUUCUCACUUGUCGCCCGAUAUUGGUUGAGCAAAGCGGUUAUGUUAGUUCCAAUAAUUAUUUAUCAGCUGCUGCAGCGGCUGCUGCUGCCGCCGCCACUGGUAAUAAUCAACAGCGUCCUCGUUCGCGCACCACCUUUAUAUCACCACGUCGUGAUCAUGCUGUCACCAUAACAACCCUUUCACCACCUACCACUGCAAGCGGUAAUGCCAAUAGUACAGCAAGUAGCAAUACUGCUGUUACUACCGAAGCAGGCAACAAUAGUGGUUAUGUUAGUUCCAAUAAUUAUUUAUCCGCUGCUGCAGCAGCUGCCGCUAACGCCGCCACUGGUAAUAAUCAACAUCGUUCACGUUCGCGCACCACCUUUAUAUCACCACGUCGGGAUCAUGCUAUCACCAUCCUCUCACCACCGACCACUGCAAGCGGUAAUGCUAAUAGUACAGCAGGUGGCAAUACUGCUGUUGCUGCCGAAGCAGGCAGCAAUAGUGGUGGUAGUAGUAGUGCUGGCAGCGUUGGCGCGGAUGGUAGCGCCGAUAAUAAUCGUAAUAGCAACAGCACAACUGCAAGUGCAAGUGGCAGUGGCAGUGGUAGUUCCAUUGAUGAUCCGGUUGAUGAACCAUUAACUAAUCCGAAUGCAACGAGUACAGCGGCAGCAGCGAAUGCGGCCACGCAAAGCAACGAUGAUAGUGCCAUAGAGAUAAUGCUCCAACCAAGACGCGGAUUGUAUUUUGGCAAUAACCCGCAGGUGCAAAUGUCACGCCUAAUCCAGGCUAUGGUGAAUUCCGCGCCCAUUAACACCGAACUGCAUGUGCAAAUCCUACCACCCACCAUAUUAAGUGUGCCAGUAAAUGCGCGUGGUGGGAACAAUGGCAAUGGUGAGCAGCAGCAACGUGCCACCGCUGCCACAACCGCAGACGCCACGGCAACAGCUGCUGCGAAUAAUAGCAACAACAAUGCAAAUGCCAAUGCCACAGGUAGCAGCAGUGGCAGCGGUAGCAGUAGCGGCGCUAAUGCCAACAAUAAUAACAGCAACAAUGCAGCACCAGCCGCUGGUAUCGUUCUGAAUCCUAAUAGCGGUUAUCGUCCUGUUUCCGCUUCAUUGGCAAUUGGCACGCUGCCAACCACUUCCACACAAACACGUUCAACAUCGCGCCCUCAAUUGCAGAUCGGCGGCCUACCGGCCAACGGUUGGAAUGGUCGCUUUAUACCAGCCAAUAUGAUGUCGUCGUUCGAUCGCUUCCUACCAUGCAAUAGUCACCACAUUCGGGAGCCCGAGAACGGUAAUAAUAGCAACGCCGCUAAUGCCAGUACCCCUUCGAAUGGCAACGGCAACGCCAAUGCAAAUGCUUCCAUGAAUAAUGCAACGCCGCACAUAAUAACCACGAAUACGAUCAAUCCUCACUCUCUACGCGCAUUUGCCGAUCUCUUGCCAAAUGUACGUUCCACACCGACAGUAGGCGGUGCGCCCUCAGGUACAACACGCACCAAUGCACCCCCACCGCCACCGCCAAUGCGUCCAGCCAACCAUUUCUUCUCGUUGCGUAACUUAAUAUCAGGACAAAAUCGCAAUACUCCAACGGCACCAGCUGCGCCAUCCACAUCCGGCACCGCUGCAGCCGCCGCCGCCUCCUCCUCGGCUUCCUCCAGUGCUGCUAACACCGACAACUACCGGCAGAACUUGCGCACUCAGCUACUGAAUUUCGUUAAUCAGCGCAUCUUCGGCGGUGGUCCAAUCAACGAGGAGACCAUGUCACCGGCGGUUAAUCGCGCCGUCGACUGGUUUGGUGAAUCACUGGAAUUGUUGCCACAAUAUGAGAAGCCCGAGUAUGAUUCACGGCACUCGGUCGUGAAGCUUUUGCGACAUAUGUUGCCGCUAUUCAUCGAAAUCGUGCGCGAUGAGCAGAGCAAUCUGGCGGCGUUCGAGCAGCGCAUCAAACGUGCUUGCGAAGACUUCGUUAAACGUCUGUACAGCGUUCUAUAUGUGUGUGUGGGCCGCAAUAAUGCCCAACAAUAUUGGGUCCAAUUGAUGCGUUUACUCUGGGUGCCGACGCGGUCAUACUUCCGAGGUGAAGCACUACGUUUCUUAAGCAUGUACAUUAAUACAGUGAAUCCAUCCAACACGGACACAACUGAUGUACAACAAUAUAUUGUACAUAGAGAUGUACCCAGUGUGGCGCAAACAGAUGCACCCCUGGAAACCGAUGUCGAAAUGGUCGAAGUGGCGUCUACAUCCGAAGCAAACCCGCAUAGUCAAUUCUCAAUAGACAUCGAUGACGAUGACGACGAUGUAGAACUCGAACUUGCGCCUGCCGAACCAUUACCCAACGUUAGCGCCGGCUCCGAGCCGUGGCAUAGAAAUUUCCCCACUGACUGGUUGCCGAUCAUAACACGCGAUCUACAUACACAAAGUGCAAAUCCGCCAAAUCAGACACCGUUCUCGGAUGCGUACAUAUCAGGCAUGUCGGCCAAACGAAGGAAAAUGAUACAGAACAACAAACCGCCAACCGAUAUUAACGCACUCGUAGCACGCAGUGUGCGCAAAGCCAUACAGACUGUGGGACCACGCGCGUCCACGACAGCCGCAGCGGAAUCGCUAACGGCCGAUGAAAUCACAGAAGCAAUCGCCAACGAUGCGACGGUACACACUUCAUUUAGGGAUGCGGUGCGUACGAAUGUGCGCGAACGCUUGCAGAAAGACACCAAUUACAAAGCUGAGAAAUUUCCGCAUACCGCAAAGUUCGUUAACAAAUAGAAAUCAUAGUUUGGUGCUUCGUAGGCAAUGAGCAUAAAUAAACACACACACACACACUAUAUUUAAACAUGAAAAGCAAAAGAAGAAGAAGAAGAGAAGGUGAAAAGCAAAAAAACAUUAGCAUGUAUACGCGAAUUACAAGUGACUCAAACGAAACUAAGUUAUAUAAUAAUAAAUCUUAAUGACAGUGACAAUGAACGAUGAGGCAAUUAAUAAGCAGUUGCUGGUACUUGUUAUACAAAAACAAAAACGAAAACAAAAAAAAAUAAUUGAUUGUAUGUAACUAUAUUUUAUUUUUAUCAUUUUUUAUUUAAGUUUAUGCGUUUACUUAUUGAUAAAUUAUGCAUUCAGCGAAACAGGUGGAAAAGAGAACAGCCGUUAGUGGAAAACAAAACAAAAGAAAAUACUAAUUAAAAACACGAAAAUUGUACUUUAUACGAUAUUAAUACAUAUAUUAUUAAAGAAAAACAAAAGAUAAAUUGAAACACUAAGAUUUCACGCAUAUUGAGAACUAAGUUUAAUUAAGGCAGACAACCCACAUUUAGAGAAAGCAAAACAGACGCAUAACAAACAACUAUAACAAGAUUCACACAUUUAUGUAUAGUGCAUAUAAAAAAUAAGGCAAAUAAAAUAUAAUCCAAUGCACUUGUAUGUGCAAAUAAA
Bactrocera dorsalis (oriental fruit fly) is the source of this 5432-nucleotide messenger RNA. Its product is annotated as large proline-rich protein BAG6. The record is from RefSeq and is a predicted model, not a curated record. NCBI's taxonomy places the organism in Eukaryota, Metazoa, Arthropoda, Insecta, Diptera, Tephritidae. Gene Ontology annotation, cellular component: BAT3 complex. Gene Ontology annotation, molecular function: polyubiquitin modification-dependent protein binding; misfolded protein binding. Bases 732 to 4769 code for a protein of 1345 amino acids. The transcript has 12 exons.